GCUUUUCGCGAUCAAACUACAAACUGAUUCAUCAUCAUGAAAAAUGGUGUACGUAUCUGGAAGUAACGUGUUAGAAAACAGAUCAAUCUGGAGAUUGUCCAUAUUCUCAGAUGUCUUCUGGGGUAUUAUCAACUUCGUAAUUUUAUUCUUCCAUACCAUGUUUUCGCCUGGAUUAACAAAGUAUGGUAACUCAUAUGCAAGUUCAGAAUACCGGCCGGGAGGAGGCCCUCCAAGACCACCAGGUAGAAGAUAUGGAAGAAUUGGAAGGGGAGGAGGUGGUGCACCUUACAACCCUGGACCUCCGAUGGGUGGAUGAGGAAGGUAGAUGCUUGUCACACUAGUGUGCGCUGGUAUUGGCAAGCAGAAAAUGAAGACAGCAGAAGGAUUCUGCACUCAGCUGCAGAUGUGUGACGUCACCCAGGAAAAACUGUCACAGGAACCUGGAUAGUGACUGAUGCUUUCUCGCUGACUUUGCUGUAAUUUUGUAUAAUUAACAGACUGUAGAUAUUAAAGUUACUCUUACUUCUUUCA
Orbicella faveolata is the source of this 531-nucleotide messenger RNA. RefSeq names its product selenoprotein K-like. Gene Ontology annotation, biological process: calcium ion transport; endoplasmic reticulum calcium ion homeostasis. Gene Ontology annotation, cellular component: endoplasmic reticulum membrane; Golgi apparatus. The record is from RefSeq and is a predicted model, not a curated record. NCBI's taxonomy places the organism in Eukaryota, Metazoa, Cnidaria, Anthozoa, Scleractinia, Merulinidae.